AAAGUCGUGAGGUUCUUGUGUAGACUUGCAGUAGCAUUGCUUCAAUAAAUUGCUUUCGUUCCCACUAACAUAAUGCUAGCCAUGAGUAAGUUCCAGAACUUGUUCGGAGCGGUGACAGUGUUCAUCAUCAUUCUUUCGGUCCAAACCAUGAGCAAUCCAAUCGGCGAGAGUCCUGACCAUGACUGGCACGAUGGACAUGCAACCUUCUACGGCGACAUGAAUGGAAGCGAAACCAUGCAGGGGGCUUGCGGAUAUGGUGAUCUCUUCCAACAAGGUUAUGGUCUAGAUACAGCAGCUCUAAGCACAACAUUGUUCAACAAUGGACUAACUUGCGGUGCUUGUUUCGAGAUCAUGUGCGUCCAUGAUCCACAAUGGUGCAUCCCUAAUGCAGGCACGAUCAAAAUUACUGCAACAAAUUUUUGUCCACCAAACUGGGCUCAAGGAGGCUGGUGCAACCCGCCAUACGAUCACUUCGACUUGUCCAUGCCUAUGUUCACAAAAAUCGCGCAAUACAAAGCUGGAAUAGUUCCGGUCAAGUUUCGCCGAGUCCCGUGUGCUAAAACAGGAGGGGUUAAGUUUGAGCUUAAAGGAAACCCCUUCUGGAUUACUGCUUUGGUUUACAAUGUGGGUGGUGCCGGUGAUGUUAACGCUGUCAGAAUCAAAGGAUCUAAUUCCGGUUGGCUUCAAAUGUCGCGCAAUUGGGGCCAAGUUUGGCAGACCAGCGCAGACUUAGUAGGGCAAAGCUUAUCAUUCCAAGUCACUACCAGUGAAGACAAAACUAUUGACUUUGAUAAUGUUGCACCAGGGAAUUGGCAAUUUGGUCAAACAUAUGAGGGGAAUGGUAACUUUUAGACAUAUAAAUAUAGUUUCUUGUGCAGAAAAUUGGAAACUUCAUCGUUCUUGUUAGGAGUGAUUUCUAAUUCUCCAUGUACGUAUGUAACUCGGGUCAUGCAUUCUGAAAUCUGAAGUUUAUAUAUAAUGGAAUAAAAAGUAUUUU
Rosa chinensis is the source of this 997-nucleotide messenger RNA. Its product is annotated as expansin-A25. The transcript has 2 exons. Bases 73 to 852 code for a protein of 259 amino acids. Gene Ontology annotation, cellular component: extracellular region. Gene Ontology annotation, biological process: plant-type cell wall organization. The record is from RefSeq and is a predicted model, not a curated record. Lineage: Eukaryota; Viridiplantae; Streptophyta; Magnoliopsida; Rosales; Rosaceae.